AAAAACUUAAAAAUCAAAUUUCUAUAGAGAAAUAUUUAUUUCAAUUAUUAAAAGUUCAAAAAAAGAAAGAACUGGAAAAACAGAAACCAUCUUUUGAUUUUGAAUUGGAAGAAUCUGAUAUUCAUUUUUAA
Entrophospora candida is the source of this 131-nucleotide messenger RNA. The record is from the annotation of a GenBank genome assembly. Lineage: Eukaryota; Fungi; Glomeromycota; Glomeromycetes; Entrophosporales; Entrophosporaceae.